UAAGGAAGCGCAGUCAGCUGUCACAACCUGAGAGAGGCGAGAAGAGGGAGCGCAGGCGACAAGAAACACAACAAGAGCCAAAAUGUCCAGCUUUUCCACCAAGUUCGGCGGCUACACGAUGACUCAGCUUAAUGAAUUUCUAGAGGACGACGAAAAACUCUUAAAAAUGGUCCAGGAGACGGAUGAGGUGCAGGAGGUCCAGCAGAACAAGGAGAAGACCCUGGCCAAUAACCGAACCCUGGCCGAACAGAACCUGACCCUGCAGCCCCAGCUGGAGCACAAGAAGGAGCAGCUCACUAAGAGCUACAGUUGCCUUCAGGAGAGCUUUGAGUCCUAUCAGCUCCGCAAGUCCAGGCUAGACCACAAGUCAGGAGCCACCUCCCUGGACAUUCUGCUGGCCCUGCUGCAGGCAGAGGGAGCCAAAAUAGAAGAAGAGACAGAGAACAUGGCCGACUCUUUCCUGGACGGCGACAUGACCCUGGACGCCUUUGUCGAUUCCUACCAGAACAAAAGGAAGCUGGCCCACCUGAGACGGGUGAAGAUUGAGAAGCUGCAGGAGAUGGUGCAGAAGGGCCCGCACCUCCUCUCACAGGCUGCUGCCGUCCCCUCCUCCCGACUUCAGGACGUGCCCGCUGUGUCGUCCCUCCUCGCCGAUGGCAACAGCAGCAACUCCUCUCCAGUUGCCCAGCCCAGAAGGAAACCUCCCGCCCCUCCAUCCCAGCCCCCUCCCGUUCUAAGCCCAACUCCAACCACUACCCCCCAGUCUCCUUUCUUCUGCCCGCCAUCGCAGUACCCACCCAUCCCUCCCAGAACAGGGCAGCCCUUCCCCAGCGUCUCUGCCGGAUACCCCAGCCCCUAUAUCUCUCAGUACCCUCCUGCUCUGCCUCAGAGGCCCCCGCCUCGUUUGGCCCCGCAGCCUGGGUUCAUCAUUCAAUAAGCUCAAAUUAAAAAGAAAAAACAACAACAUCCCUUUAGAGGUUCUAGUGUUUAUUACAAACAUUUAACAACUGGAACUCCUUCAGAGAACAAUGUUUCUUAUGUCAUCCGCCUUCUCGGAUUAUGCCCCAAACUCAACACCAGAAAGGCAGAUGCACACGAGUUGGUCUGGGUGCGUUCAUAUAAGGCAUAUCUCCUAUAACCUCUGUGGAUUACUACUCGCUCGCAUCAGCAGCACUCCCAUCGAAAGUUCAGAAACAAACAAAUAAAAAAAAAAAAGAACUGUUGGGACCGUCUCAGGUCUCUCUCAGCAGAGAAAAGGGAGCCGACUAACAUCGUCCUUGCAGUCGAUAAACCGAGACUUGAUGAUCAGCGCUCUGCGUCUCCAGUGCUCCACCCCUCCUGCAAACAUGUUCCGUUUAUGGAACACUAAACUUUUUUUUUUUUUCAGAAAACUAUUUAAAACUCAUCAUCUCCAUCACAGCAUGCUAAUUUACCUGUAUAUGCAAGCCAGGAGAGACCCAGAUUACUGUGCAGUUUUCAUGAAAAUAUAAUUUUCCAGAAUAUAUUCAGGCAAAAACUGCGUCUAUGCUGUGAUUUUUUUUUUCUCUCUCUUUUAAAAUAUAUAAAAAAAAUUAAAAGGUACAUAGGAAUAUUUAAAUUUGAGCAUCAUCUGUAGAGUUAAGACUAAUGGAGUUAUGAUAAUAAUAGUCAGAAUAUACUGAUUAACAUGUAAAGGAGGGAUUAGGUCGGGGCUUCUCCAGUUUGCGGAUGCAUCUAGGCAGGGAGCCCGGCCCCCUGCCUGGUCCGUUUCCGGGCGGGCGAGGGCCGAAUGGGGACCAGCGGCUGAAAGCGAAGGACUUCUGAACAGCCAUACAAUACGCUGCAGGAGUGUGUUGUACCUUACGGGCUCCAGUCGUACUACAACACUCCAUCUAUGAUGUCUGUUUUCGUUUUACUGGCGUCAUUAGGAACUCAAUGGGGAAACGAUGCCAACGGUUCUUUGGACACUGAGCACCAAAGAGUUCCAGUUUUUUUUGUUUUGUUUUAUUUUUUUGUUAGUAGUUAUUGUCCAUUGUUCCCAGCAUAUCUGUUUGUGAGGCUUUAACACUCUUUUUUGUAGUCAUGCAACAGCCAGAAGACCUUAAGAAGAGCAACCUGGCUUUGGGAGGAAUUCUCAUUUCUGCUGAAACUAUUAUUAUUAUUUUUCCCCACCAACCCGACUGCUGUUCGCUGUGCACUGUUGACGAGCCACGAGUGCCUACACUUGAAAGUGACAUUGUGCUGAUUACUUUACGCAACUACGCUCAGCUGUAAACGUUGGAAUCAUCCUCCUUCCCCGCUCUUGAGAUUGGCACCUGCUACUGUACUGUCUUUUUUUUUUUUUUCUCUCCGUCUACCAGUACAUUUAAGAAAAGUUUUUAAGUCUGAGAAACUCCCCCAGUAGCAGAAAAACAGUACUUAAAGGAAUGGUUUGAGAUUUUGGAAGCGAGGUUUGGUUUAAAGGUUAUUAGCAUCUAAUUUCUUACUGGCAGUAGUUAACUCUUUUGGUUAGUCAGAACAUAGUAGUGGCUUAAAUGAACUUUUGCUUAUUCAUUUUUACACAUUUCUUUUGGGUAGAUGCAACUUUUUCACCUCCUGAUGCGAUACCGAUAUCGAGGCUUUAGGUAUUAGCCAAUACGAUAUUGACCCAGUACGAUAUUGGCAUUAAUCAUAUGUACUUUUAAUACUUAUUUUGUAGAGUGUCAUUUUGUAGAAAUAUUAGAAGAUGCUUUAUCAAGUGAUACUUGAGGGGGGGAGGAGAGUCAAAAACAAUCAGUAUAAGAACAAUUAUUAUUAACCAAUGGGUCUGUGUGAGGGAUACAAGUGCUGCUGGAUAGAAAUGCUGGGCCAGACUAAAUGCUGGAGCGCAGUGCGGGAGUAGAGGUUUUAUAUCAGAGAUCUUAGAUGCAGGCUGAAAUAAUCUGAUACUUUUUGGCUGAUAUGGAAUCGAUAUCGGAUCGGGACACCCCUUCCCUGUUCGGACCAAUAGCUGCAGUGUUUCUUAGACUGGAGGAGUUUUAAGAUGUAAAUCUGCCUCUUGUUUGAUUUACCGUAAGUGAAGAUGCCACGAGAGUUAGACUGCUACCACAGCUAAACUUCAAAAAUUCCAAACUGUUCCUUUAAAACAUGCCAAAAAGACAAGAGACAGCUUCCCAGGCUAAGUGCCAAGCGGUGCUAGUACUUGUCUUCCAUUGUCUGAAGUGAAGCCACAUUUAUUUGCAUGUGGAUUUUUUUCUUUUGUUUGUUUAUUUAACUAAUAUUGAGAAAAGAACAGGCCUUUAAAGUGAUUCUUGUCAGAGAAUCUGAAUCAGGUAAAACUUAAGAAAUUUGAGAACACCAGGAUUUAAAAAAAUGUUGUUUUUUUUUUUUUUGCAUGGAAUGUUUUUGUUUGGACGACUCCUUUUAAACACUUGCUGCUUUUUCUUUGAACAGAUCCUUUGCAUCAGUGGGUGGUUUUAAAUGUGCGUGGUGAUAAUUUCAGUGUCAUGUUGUAGUUAUUUACGUUUAAUGAAUGUUUAAGUGGAAUUUAAUGCUAUUUUUGAGUUCAAUAAAUCAUAAAAAAUUUUUCUAUCA
Molecule: messenger RNA, 3552 nt
Organism: Xiphophorus maculatus (southern platyfish)
Lineage: Eukaryota; Metazoa; Chordata; Actinopteri; Cyprinodontiformes; Poeciliidae
Gene: vps37ba
Product: VPS37B, ESCRT-I subunit
Exons: 4
Coding region: 83-937 (284 amino acids)
Biological process (GO): ubiquitin-dependent protein catabolic process via the multivesicular body sorting pathway; protein targeting to vacuole; protein targeting to membrane
Cellular component (GO): ESCRT I complex
Source: RefSeq, a predicted model, not a curated record